Messenger RNA from Penicillium diatomitis, 1158 nucleotides. Its product is annotated as serine hydrolase domain-containing protein. The record is from RefSeq and is a predicted model, not a curated record. The coding region runs from base 1 to 1158 and encodes 385 amino acids. NCBI's taxonomy places the organism in Eukaryota, Fungi, Ascomycota, Eurotiomycetes, Eurotiales, Aspergillaceae. The transcript has a single exon.
AUGACUGAACUUCAUGGACAUUGCGACUCCGCAUUCAACGCGGUGCGUGCGUUGUUUCGUGAACGACUCGAGAGCGGGGCAGAGAUCGGUGCAUCACUGUGCAUCAACAUUGACGGGAAGAAUGUACUUGAUCUAUGGGGCGGCUUCGCAAACGAGGCCCGCACACGACCGUGGGAACGAGACACCGUAACCGGUGUGUGGUCCUCUUCAAAGGUCGUUACGUGUCUGGCCGUCAAUAUACUCGCGGAUCGAGGGCUUCUUGAUGUCAAUGAGAAAGUGUCUACUUAUUGGCCCGAGUUCGCUGCGAAUGGCAAGGAGAAUGUCAAAGUGUCUCAUAUCCUCAGCCACACGGCCGGUGUUCCCGCAUGGGCUCCCGGAAUCACGCUCGAGGAGAUCCUGGAUGUCGAGGGAGCCACCAAGAAGCUGGCCGAAUUGGCCCCGAUGUGGACUCCGGGAGAGUUCAGUGGCUAUCACCUCGUCUCGCAGGGUCACCUGUUGGGUGAGAUUGUGAGACGAGUGAGCGGCAAGUCGCUCACGCAGUUCAUCGCCGACGAGAUCGCCGGUCCCUUGGGUGCAGACUAUCAUCUCGGGUUGCCCGAAGCUGAUUGGCCUCGGGCUGCGGACUUGAUCCCUCCCACUGAAAGCCGGAUGCCCCAAAUUGAUCCCGCCAGUAUCGCUGCCAGGGCGUUCGCAGGCACACCCAUGGGUGCGGCCUUUGCCAACUCACCCAAUACUCCCGAAUUUAGGAAACAGGAACUUGGGGCCAUUGGUGGAUUCACCAAUGGUCGCGCUUUGGCCCGCAUCGGAGCAAUGGUGUCGUGCAAAGGUACCGUGGAUGGGAAACAGAUCUUGUCCCCUGGGGCGAUUUCAAGUAUGCUACAGGAGCAGGCUGCUGGUACCGAUGCUGUUUUGAUGACUUAUCUGCGCUUUGGUCUCGGGGUUGGCCUGCCAGUUCCCCAGAGCUUACCUGUCAUCCCAGAAGGAAACAUUUGCUUCUGGGGAGGCUGGGGUGGUUCAUUGAUUUUGAUGGAUCUCGACCGUCGGAUGACCAUUGGGUACGCGAUGAAUAAGAUGUAUCCAACUGUGGUGGGAUCGGAGGAGACGACCCAUCGAUACAUCAAGGCAAUUUACGAAGCUGUGAAUCAAGCCAAGUUGUAG